AUGAAUAAAUAUUUUUUUACAAAACUUUUUAUACUAAUUAUUUUAUUACCUAUUAUUUAUGGUAUAAAUGAUAGUAUUACUUGUACUAUUGAAUGUGAUUACAAAGAUGAUAUUAAAAAUUUAGCCAAAGAUUUUUGUGAGCAAGAAAUAUUUGAAAAAGAAAGUUGUUUAUCAAAAAAAGAGGAUGGAUGUAUGUCUUUUUAUUUUAAAUCACAGGUGAUUGAUGGAAAAAGAAUUUCAUUUAGAUAUAAGGGAUGCUAUAAUUCUGAAUUUAUUAAUUUUGCUAAAAAUAUGAAUUUUACUGAUUUUCCUCUUAAUAAAUAUAUUGAUUCUACAAUAAAAUGGAAAGGAUACAAUUUUUAUGUCUUUGGAUCAAGGAAUACAAUUAAGAAUGUAUAA
Strongyloides ratti is the source of this 399-nucleotide messenger RNA. RefSeq lists its product as hypothetical. The coding region runs from base 1 to 399 and encodes 132 amino acids. Lineage: Eukaryota; Metazoa; Nematoda; Chromadorea; Rhabditida; Strongyloididae. The record is from RefSeq and is a predicted model, not a curated record. The transcript has a single exon.